GUUGUUCAGGUUUCAUGCAGUAAUUUUGCGUUCUCGAAAGAAGAAAGGUUGAAUUAUGCGUUUGUUUGUGCUUAUUUUACCAACGUAGUUUAAUUGAUUAGUGUAAUAUUCAUCGAAGUCGAACAGUAUCAUUCUAAAAGUGUUUGCAUCUUGAUCAUCGUAGUUUCGCAAUAUUCAGUCAUUGUACUAUGAAUGCACCACCGUUAGCGUAGAUUUAUACGUCUUUUUCAUCAGUACAACAACAGAAUCUAGUUCCAUCUAAAUAACCAUGACGACUGAAGAAAAAUUCAAAGCUGCUGUGAACGUUAUUCGAAAUCUUCCUAAAAAUGGACCAGUACAGCCGUCGAAUCACGUCAUGCUCAAAUUCUACGCGUACUUCAAACAAGCCACCGAAGGACCAAACACAGCUCCCAAGCCAGCUUUCUGGGAUCUUAUCAAGAAAGCGAAAUGGGACGCUUGGGCAAAACUAGGAGAUAUGGAACGCGAGACGGCCAUGAAAAACUACGUAGAAGAGUUCAAAAAGAUCGUCGAGAGUGUCUCGAAUUCAAACAUGGACGUCGAUAAAUCUUCUGUGGAUUCGUUUUACGCUUCAGUUCCGAUGAAAGAUUUAGAAUUAGUCGUCGGUCCAGUCAUUCAGAAAGCUCGUUCAAGAUCCAAUUCUCCUAUACCUGAUGUUUUCUCACAAACUUCAGAUUUACCGCAAGAAAAUGGUAUCGCAGAGAACGAUAAUUCUAAACCUGAUAAAACCGUUAUAGCCAAUGGCGAUAUCAAACAUCCAGUUGUUAAUGGAAAAAACGGUGUUUAUGUUAAUGGAAGUUGUGGUAAAUUCGACGACGAAGACGACGACGAUGAUUUCUUUCUAGAUACUAUUGAGAAUUCCGAUCAAGGAUCUAGAGCUAGACUGACUGAUGAGAGACUUUAUAGAAAUAAUGCUCAAUUAAACUAUGUCAACGGGUACUCUAAUGGAUUCAUUGGUGACAGUAAUAAUAAUAGAAGAUGUUAUUCUGAAAUUGAUAUCGAAACCAGUCAACAAAUUUCGAGAGUAAUUAUAUCGUUGCAAAAAGAUUUGGAAAAAGUUGUUAAAAGUGUUAACCUUAUUGAACAGAGGAUCGGUCAAUUACAAGGAGAGAUUGUUAUGCAAAAAUCCUCCAAGUGGCCGUUUAUGACAUCACAAAAUAUCGUACCUUUCGUCAUAUUAUUCACGUGGCCGGUGAUUUUACAAUUGUUGAUUGUAUGGUUUCGAAGAAAGAAGUAACGCCGCAGAUACCGUAUUCGGGUUUAGGAAUUUAUUUUUAUGUGUCGGUUUACGUUUUGCCUUAAUUUAUCCCUUAUGUGAUAAUUUCGCUUUAUUAACGAUAACACUGUGCAAUAUAAAAUGUGGUGUUUUCGUUGUUUAAAUGAUGACUCUUUGUGUAUUGUGUUUCUUAUACCGAUCCUUAUAUUACCUAUGGCAUCACAAUAUCGUGAAAAUUUAUGCUAGUUCGAGUACCUAAUAUAUUUAAAAAUACUCUGUUCUGUAGAAUAUUUCGUGUAUCCAAGUUACCAGGUUGUAGUGUAAAUGAUUAAAGUAUGGUUGUUGACGACGAACGUGUCGUCUUGUCUUGUACGUACUCGUAUCAAAUACUUCAUUCCAUUACAUAUUACAUUGUUAUACUCCAAGAGCUUUUUUCUCUAAUUUUUUUCAUUUUUAUUUUUAUGUAUUCGUAUAAUAAUUGUUUUGGAAUUUUUAUGCAUUAGAAAAGCAAUAAACGCGGUGUUUAACUAUA
This is a messenger RNA of Planococcus citri (citrus mealybug), 1766 nucleotides long. RefSeq names its product acyl-CoA-binding domain-containing protein 5. The coding region runs from base 269 to 1255 and encodes 328 amino acids. Gene Ontology annotation, molecular function: fatty-acyl-CoA binding. Gene Ontology annotation, biological process: fatty acid metabolic process. The transcript is spliced from 7 exons. The record is from RefSeq and is a predicted model, not a curated record. Gene Ontology annotation, cellular component: cytoplasm. Lineage: Eukaryota; Metazoa; Arthropoda; Insecta; Hemiptera; Pseudococcidae.